AUGGUUGCGGGUUGGAGACACUUUUUCCCGCAUUUGAGAAUUCUUCCAGAAGAUAUUGGCGAUAUUGUCAAUUCAGAACAAGAUACGGACGAGAAUGAUAUGGUUGUUUCAGUCAGCAAUGAUAGCAGUGAUAGUAUAGAACAUGUAAAUAAAGAUCAGGUCUCUUCUAAAAUUGUUGAUCUUGGCUAUAAAACAAUUACCUUGGAUUUCAAUGGCCAUUCGCUACAGGAUCAAUGUGUGGAUCAUUAUCAAUUAGCUACACAACGCUACAAUCAGUUGGAAAAGGAUAUGCCAUAUGAAUUAAGAGAUGAAGCAAAUAGACCUUGGUGGAAGUUUUUCGAUGAAUUCGAGUACCGUGUUAACAAACAAUAUAGAGAAUCCCGUAAAUGGUACGAAUUCUUGUAUCCAAGUCACACAACAAAGAACCCUGCAGAACGGAGAUUACUUUAUAAAUUAGAUUUGAUUAUCACAUUCUAUUUCUUCAUGUUAUCUUGGUCUAACUCUGUUGAACUAAACAAUUUUACAAGUGCCUAUGUGUCUAACAUGAGAGAAGACUUAAAGAUGAAGGGUAAUGAUUAUAUCAACACUUUGACUAUUGCUAAUAUAGGUUCAAUUGUGUUUCAGUUACCAUUCAUGUAUCUUUUACCAAGAUUUCCUCCACACAUAUUGUUACCGGCUAUGGAUUUAGGUUGGACAAGUUUUACAUUCGCUUGCUACAGAGCUAAAUCUCUUCCUGAACUUCAAGCGUACAGAUUUCUUCUAAAUGCAUUUGGUGCUGCUUAUUAUCCUGUGUCUCAAUAUAUUAUGGGAUGUUGGUAUGCACCUGAUGAAUUGAGUUCGCGUGUAUGUCUUUUCUUUUGUGGUAACCUUCUAGGUGGUAUUACUUCUGGUCUUUUACAAAGUAGAAUAUUUUCGUCUCUAAAUGGAAGAAAUGGGUUAGCAGGUUGGCGGUGGAUGUUUUUGAUCGACUCAAUAGCUAUAUCAUUGCCUACCGUUAUAAUUGGGUUUUUUGUUAUACCAGGAGUCCCAUCUAAAUGCUAUUCGUUAUUUUUAACGGAUGAUGAGAUUAGGUUAGCUAGAAUUAGAAAUAAAAGAAACCAAAUCAAAGAUGGAGCAAGUACUCAUAGUUUGAAACCUUUAUGGAAUAAAAGUAUAUGGAAAGCAAUUUUCUGUAACCCUACAUUCUGGGUUCUUUGUGUUUUUGAUAUGUGUUCGUGGAACAACAUGACGGCAUUUAGUGGAUCUUAUGCUUUAUGGUUGAAAUCAAAUUCAAACUAUUCCAUUGUCCAAGUUAACAAUUUGUGUGUUUUACCUGCCUGUUUGGGUUUUAUAUAUGUGUUUUUAUGUUCAUUUGGAGCAGAUUUGUUUCAUUCCAAAUGGUUCUUCAUGGUCUUUGCCGCGAUUAUGAAUACAAUAUCCUGUUCAAUUCUAGUUAAAUGGGAUGUUUCAUCUUCCGCUAAAUGGUAUGCAUUUUUAACCACAUAUUUCAGUGUAUCUGCAUCUCCAUGUCUGUGGUCAUUUAUAAACGAUUUCUUAAGAUUCGAUCCUCAGAUUAAAGCGGUUACAUGGAUCGCGAUAUACUCCAUUUCACAAUCUACUUAUGCAUGGAUCCCUAAACUAGCAUGGCCCACUGUGGAAUCACCUAGAUUCAAGACAGGAUAUACUACGUCAUUAAUAUUUGGCACAAUAUAUGGGUUGUGGACCUUUGUUGUAUUAUAUCUAUAUAAAAAGAAUGAAAGAAAACAUGCGUUGGGAAAUGGCAUUAUCCUAUAUGAUAGUAGUAAACCAAAUGAAGAAGGUAAAAUUCCUGAUUUUGUGGAAAGAGAUUUAGAACAAAGAGAAGAUGGAUAUUAUUAUGUAAAGCAAUGA
Molecule: messenger RNA, 1869 nt
Organism: Arxiozyma heterogenica
Lineage: Eukaryota; Fungi; Ascomycota; Saccharomycetes; Saccharomycetales; Saccharomycetaceae
Gene: VHT1
Product: Vht1p
Exons: 1
Coding region: 1-1869 (622 amino acids)
Biological process (GO): transmembrane transport
Cellular component (GO): membrane
Molecular function (GO): transmembrane transporter activity
Source: RefSeq, a predicted model, not a curated record